This is a messenger RNA of Magallana angulata, 6846 nucleotides long. RefSeq lists its product as uncharacterized. Gene Ontology annotation, biological process: DNA integration. The record is from RefSeq and is a predicted model, not a curated record. The coding region runs from base 969 to 6464 and encodes 1831 amino acids. The transcript is spliced from 2 exons. NCBI's taxonomy places the organism in Eukaryota, Metazoa, Mollusca, Bivalvia, Ostreida, Ostreidae. Gene Ontology annotation, molecular function: nucleic acid binding.
GCAAAUAAACAUGAUUGUGCUGUCUAUAGUUUAAAAUUUAAAUUCUGCAGAAAUAUUUUUGUACAAGUUAACCACUCUGAGUUUAGUAUAUCCGGUAAUCCUUUUUGGUACAAGUUAACUACAACGUAUAUCUGGUCAAUCACUCACUUCCUGUCAGCCUUACUGACCAGUCCGGUCUCACUUUGUCUAUCGUCUUCAAUCUUGUUAGAUGCGUGCCUCGAGCCACUAAUUUUUUACCAAUAUUAUUCACGACGGCAACGUUUUCCACACAAAAUAAACUAUGAAACCCGUGUGACUUUUGUUUGCGUUGUGCGUUGUGCAAGGUUAGCUAUCUGCCUGCACCAGGCAGAAUAGUAAAAAAUUAGUGAAUUCGUUUGGCAUGUCUGCUGCGGAUCGACGGAUACGGAAACUCACACCCAAAGGCCUCGUCAUGUUCAACGAGCAGUGUGAAAAAUUGAAAAGUAAAACCGAUGAAACAUGGGCGGAAGUGGAGGAUGCUCUUGUAACAUCUGGAACAUGCGCAAAGGACUUCCAAAAAAUAAGAGAAGUAGAACGUUUAAUUUCUGUGAAAUUCAAAGAUUUCUGUAUCGCUAGUGAAGACUAUAAGAAAUAUCUACUUUCUCAAAAUACAGAGGAGACGGUCAACUUGUUAAAUGAAUUAGAAGUUUCAAUGAACAAGUGUUUUUCAAUUGUAAAAAGAACAAGUGAUGAGUUGAAGGAAACCAAAUUUGAACUCCUUGAAACACUAAGUCAUGUGUCGUCUAAUGUAUCAAGUUUUCAAAGAGCUAAAGCGCAAGCUGAAAGAGCGAAACUAGAGCUGAUCAAGAGAGAAGGUGAGCUUUUAAAACAAAAAACUGAUAUCGAAGCUAAAAAUUAGUAUCGUCAGACAGGAGAAAGAAAUCAUCUCAGCAGAAGCGGACUUCACAGAAGAAGAAAAGAUUGAUCUUCCAAUCUACUCAAGGGAACAGAUGACGAGUGCGUUUAUCCUCAAACACGACCAUAUCCCAUCAAAUACCGAGGAUGGCCACAUUCAACAAAAUCAACCAUAUUUUGAACAGAAUCCACCAAUCAGUGUUCAACAUCCAGAGGCGGAUGACCGACAUCCGGGAUAUCUAAAUGCAGUUAAUCAAGGUUGUGUUCCUUCAAUUCCAAUUCAUCAAAUGCAUCAAUUGUGUGCGCCUUCUAAUUCAGUGAAUCCAGUUUGUUCUACCUCGAUUUCAGUGCCUCAAGUUUGUGCUUCUCAAAAUUCAGUGUCUCAAGUGAAUGUCCUUUUAAAUUCAGUGUCUCAAGUGAGUGUUCCUUCAAAUUCAGUGCCUCAGAUGCGUGUUCCAAAUUCAGUUGAUCAACGGAGUGCUCCAUUGAAUGCAGCUUCUCAAGUGUUCGUUCCCUCGAAUUCAAUGCGUCAAGUUUGUGUUACUACAAAUUCAUUGCCUCAUGUAAUUACCGUUCCAAAUCUAGUACCACCACGGACCGACAACACUUCGACAAUGGCCGACUUUUCAAAGUUUUUGCUACGCAAGGAUUUUCUACUCACAAGAUUCACCAACUUUGAUGAUCGUCCAGAAAAUUUCAAUUCUUGGAGUUCUUCAUUCCGGAGUGUUAUUCUAGAACUUGGUGUCACAGAGUUUGAGGAAAUGGAUCUACUUGUGAAAUGGUUGGGUCCAGCGUCAUCAAAGUUUGCACGCACACUGCGCUCUGCAAACACCCACAAUCCUAGCCUAGGUGUAAAGCGUAUUUGGGAUAGACUGAACGAUAAAUAUGGGAGACCUGAGAUGGUGGAACAUGCUCUAAAACAGAAACUACACUCGUUCCCAACCCUCACAAAUAAAGAUCAUGCCAAAUUGUAUGAUCUCGUGGACAUUCUCACCGAAAUUGAAUCGGCGAUGACUAAUCCAAAAUACGAAAUUUGUCUGAGCUACUUCAAUUCAUCUACUGGAGUACUACCCAUAGUUGCCAAACUACCCAUAUCUCUACAAGACAAGUGGACCUCUCAAGCAGCUGGAUAUAAAAAACGGAAUGAUGUAGCAUUCCCUCCAUUUUCCUUUUUUGUCGAGUUCAUCCGUGAAAUGUGUGAAAUCCGUAACGAUCCUGGACUUGUAUGUCAACCGCCCACAAACACAAACAUGGCAUACAGCAAACCUAGACCUACUGGCACAGUCACUUCUCGUAAAGUUGAAAUUGUAUCAUCAACUCCGUCAACACGUUGUCCCAUACACAAUGCUGGACAUUCUUUGAACGAAUGCCGUGGCUUCAAAAGAAAAUCACUACGUGAGCGUCAAAACAUUCUACGUGAUAAGAAAUUAUGUUUCCGAUGUUGUGCCUCACAAAGUCAUGUAUCCAAAAAUUGUACAGCGGACAUUAAAUGUGAUAUUUGUGAUAAUCCUUAUCAUGUCACAGCGAUGCACAUUGAUCGUCGUCCUUCAAACCCCGAAUCCCCUACACCAGUCUCAACAGCGAAAACUGCCUUAAGCAAUGGCGGGGAGUAUGAAGAAGGAAAACAUGGGAGUCGUUCUUGCGGGAAGAUCGUUUUAGUGGACGUGUUUUGUCAAUCAAAUCCUGCGAAAGUUAUCCGUGUUUAUGCGACAAUCGAUGACCAGAGCAACCGGACGUUGGUGUCCCCUUAUUUGAUAGAUCGACUCGGAGUUACAGGAGAAUGUAAACCCUACACUCUUACGUCAUGCUCCGGUGUAACGACAGUCGCUGGACGCCGUGUGAACGGAUUAUGUGUCAAAGCCUUGGAUGGUACAACUGCAUUCAACUUACCGGAAGUCAUUGAAUGUGAUUCUAUUCCUAGUGAGCAUCUUGAAAUACCUACUCCCAAAGUCGCUCAAUCACAACCGCAUCUACAAUGUAUUGCACCUUUCAUACCACCCCUAGAUCGCAAUGUGAAUGUUGAACUGCUCAUAGGACGUGACUUACCCGAUGUACAUCAUGUGCGCGACCAAAUUACUGGCAGCCAAGGUCAACCCUUUGCUCAACGUCUUCCACUAGGAUGGGUCGUCAUUGGUGAAAUUUGUAUUGGUAAAGUUCAUCCUCCAAAGGAAGUGAAUGUAAACAAAACGCAUAUUCUUAAUGACGGAAGGUGCACCACCUUUCCAGUGUGUCACAACAAUAUCAAUGUCAAGGACAAUGAUGAUGACAUAUUCAUACGAACACCAUUUGACAACAAGAUUGGACCUUCUGUUGAGGACCGCAAGUUUGUGGCUCUUAUGGACGCAGAGUUCCACAAAGACACUGAUGGUUUUUGGUCCGCACCAUUACCUUUCAAGGAGUCAAAACCAGUGAUACCUAACAAUUAUUCACAGGCCUGGAAACGUGCUUUGAUCCUCAACACAAGUUUAAAGAAAGAUCAUCACAAACGACAACACUUCUUAGCAUUCAUGUCAAAAGUCUUAGCUAGUGGGGCAGCAGAAGUUGCUCCUUCCGACAUACCUGGGGAAUGCUGGUAUUUACCCCUUUUUGGGGUGUACAAUUCGAAAAAACCGGAUCAAAUCCGAGGAGUAUUCGACUCGUCGGCUGUGUUUCAAGACGUUUCAUUGAACAGUGUGUUAAUGUCUGGACCAGACUUAACAAACAACCUUGUUGGAAUCCUCAUGCGUUUCCGUGAAAAUGCAAUUGCUAUCAGUGGUGACAUUCAGCAAAUGUUUUAUGCAUUUCGUGUUCAUGAGGAUCAUCGUGAUUACCUCAGAUUCUUUUGGUACGAGGAUAACAACUUUGAAAAACCUUUAAUACAAUACCGAAUGAAAGCUCACGUUUUCGGUAACACACCAUCUCCAGCUGUUGCCACCUAUGGACUUCGUAAAGCAUCAUCUGUUGGUGACGAUGAUGUUCGUAAAUUUGUUUACAACAACUUUUACGUCGAUGAUGGACUGACGUCGCUUGCUACAGAAUCAGAAGCAAUCAACCUGAUGAGAAAAACACAAGCAACACUGAAAAACAACGGAAACAUUCGUCUCCACAAAAUCGCUUCAAACAGUGUGAAUGUGAUGAAAUCAUUUCCUAUAGAUGACCUAAGAAGCGAUUUGAAGGAACUAAAUCAUUGUGCAGUCAUAUGCAACUUACCUGUACAACACAGUUUAGGAAUGCAGUGGGACUUAAACUGUGAUAUGUUUGUGUUCAAAAUCUCUAAUGCUGAAAAACCUUACACCCGCAGAGGCCUUCUAUCGACAAUGAACAGUAUCUUUGAUCCAAUGGGAUUUAUUUCUCCAGUCACUAUUAGUGGAAAAAUUCUACACCGUGAACUUGUAUCUCCUGGAUGUUACUGGGAUGAACCACUUACAGAGGAACAUUUGAGAAGAUGGCGAAUCUGGAUUGAUUCAUUACAAUCUGUUAAUAACUUCAGAGUUCCCCGAAUGAUUGUAGCCACUUCCAUUUCUUUGGCUCAUCAAGUGGAUGUUCAUGUCUUUUCAGACGCGUCAGAACAUGCGAUAGCUGCGGUGGCAUAUCUUCAAGUGACAGAUGAAUUUGGAGAAACUUCUCUUGGAUUUCUAAUGGGAAAAUCUAAACUGGCACCUCUGAAAGGUCACACAAUACCGAGACUCCAACUGUGCGCAGCAGUUCUCGCCACAGAGUUAGGAGAAGCAGUUUGUGACUACUUGAAGAUUCCUCAAGAUCGAUUUCAUUACUAUACUGACAGUAGAAUCGUCUUGGGUUACAUUUGUAACAAAACCCGUAGAUUUUUUGUGUAUGUUACAAACCGUGUGGAAAAAAUUCACAAAGUCUCGUCUCCGUCUCAGUGGUCUUACGUCUCGACCUACAAAAAUCCAGCUGAUGUUGCAACAAGAUAUUCACAUACAGCAAUUACUACGUCUCUACAGCGCUGGAUAACUGGACCUGAAUGGUUGAAAAAUUCUUCGGAUUUGAUCAAAACUGUCUAUCCUCUCAUCAAUCCUGAAACUGACAAAGAAAUCCGCCAAGAUGUUAUUUCUAGCAAAACUCAAAUUACAACUGAGAUCGUCUUUGACUCCCGUCGUUUUGCUAAGUUCUCAACCUGGAAAAAUCUCGUUGUGGCCUUUAAGACUUUGAAACGUUUUGUCAGAGAUAAAUUUCAAGUGAGCAGUGAAAGUAAAGACGAACCAGAUAUCUACAGAGAAACCGAAAUGUUCAUCAUUAAACAAAUUCAACAGGAGUCGUACUGUAAGGAAAUAGAAAACCUGAAUAGUGGCCAACCAAUUCCCAGAAACAGCAAAGUGUCACGACUUGACCCAUUCCUUGAUUCAUUCGGAGUUCUGCGUGUUGGAGGGAGACUUAAACUAAGUCCUGAGUUAUCUCUGGGAGAGAAGAAUCCAAUCCUCAUUCCAAAUCAAAACUACAUAGCAAAACUUCUCGUACUCCACUUCCAUGAAGUUAUUCGUCAUCAAGGACGCCAUCUAACCGCCGGGGCCAUCAGAGCAGCAGGAUAUUGGAUAACGGGCUGUAAAAGACUUGUGUAUUCCAUUCUAUCCAAUUGUGUAAAGUGUCGUCGACUUCGUGGUAGCCUUGCUUCACAAAAGAUGGCAGACCUACCUGAGGAACGACUUACCCCUUGUCCUCCAUUUACCUACGUUGGUGUCGACUGUUUUGGACCUUGGGAUGUUGUCACGCGUCGAACACGUGGUGGUUCUGCGAACUCUAAACGAUGGGCCGUAUUGUUUGCGUGUUUAUCAUGCCGUGGUGUCCACAUAGAAGUAAUUGAGGAGAUGACUACUUCGUCAUUCAUCAACGCCUUACGUCGCUUUACAUCUAUUAGAGGAAAAGUGAAAGAGUUUUAUUCAGACAGAGGGACAAAUUUCAUUGGUGGAACUCGUGAACUUGGAAUAAACGCUGAUUUUGUAGAAGACCCCUCGAUAAAAUCCUUCUUACAGUUGCAAGGAGCAGUUUGGAAAUUUAACACUCCGUUCUCUUCUCACAUGGGAGGCGCUUGGGAGCGCUUAAUUGGUGUAAUCAGACGAGUCAUUGAUUCAAUCUUACUGGAUUCUAAGCACACAAGAAUUACCCAUGAAGUCCUUAGCACGUUUAUGGCUGAAGCGACAGCGAUAGUCAACGCCCGUCCACUGGUACCUGUAUCCACCGACCCUGAAGCACCUUGCGUUUUGUCUCCAGCUGUUUUACUUACUCAAAAAACCGUUGAUUCAAACGAGGAUUUUAAAAAUCUCAGUGUCAGCGAAGUUUAUAACAUUCAGUGGAAAUUUGUUCAGUCUCUAGCGGAGAAAUUUUGGUGUCGUUGGAAAAAUGAAUACCUGCAGAGUCUACAAGUGCGACGAAAAUGGAAAGACACUCGAGAUAACAUCCAAGUUGGUGAUAUCGUUCUUUUGAAGGACAGUGAUGCACAUUGCAACCAUUGGCCGACAGGACUUGUUGAAAGAGUGUUUCCUAGCAAAGAUGGACUUGUGCGCAAACUUGAAGUUCGUGUUAUCAAAGAUGGACAGUCGCGAAAAUAUGUGCGUCCAAUUUCUGAAAUUAUAUUUUUGUGUCAUUCCAUUUAAUGCUUAUUGUGUUGUGACAAUUUACAAAAACAGUUUCAUGAACAACUUUUUGUGAACAGAGUACGGUUUAUGCAUUUAAGUGAUAUUUUCAUAUCAGACGGGGAGUGUGCUGUCUAUAGUUUAAAAUUUAAAUUCUGCAGAAAUAUUUUUGUACAAGUUAACCACUCUGAGUUUAGUAUAUCCGGUAAUCCUUUUUGGUACAAGUUAACUACAACGUAUAUCUGGUCAAUCACUCACUUCCUGUCAGCCUUACUGACCAGUCCGGUCUCACUUUGUCUAUCGUCUUCAAUCUGGUUAGAUGCGUGCCUCGAGCCACUAAUUUUUUACCAAUAUUAUUCACGACGGCAACGUUUUCCACACAAAAUAAACUAUGAAACCCGUG